AUGGCGGAGAACGACAAUAAACAAAAUUCUAAUGCAAAUUUACAAAUAAUACGUGAUCCUAAUUUAGCAAAGAAUCGAAUUUUUGUUGGUAAUCUUCCAACGUGUACCCGUGAACAGUUGGAGAGUAUAUGUCUCCCUUAUGGGAAAGUAUUAGGAUCACUGGUGCAGAAAAAUUUUGGUUUUGUUCAAUUCGAAUCAGAGGAAAUAGCUAAUAAAGUCGCUUCAUCACUAUCCAAAUCUAUAUUUAAAGGUAAUGUAAUUACUGUAAGGAACGCAGCAUCCAAGCAAGCCCCUAAGCGACCGGCGUCUGAUAACGUUGCACUUCCAACAAAUAUAAAUACCGGCUAUUUUGGAGUACCAGAAUCUAUGCCAACAAAUACUACGCCCAAUAUGAAUCCAGAUUACAAUGACUGUGAAAUUAUCGUAAUUGAUCGAAGAAAUACAAAAUAUGCGGAAUACAUUGAACAGCGUCUUAAAGAUAUCAAUUUAAGAGUAGAUGUGCUUUUUCCGAACGAAGAUGUGCCACUCGGCAAAGUUUUAAUAAAUAUCUCGUCCCGAGGUUGCUUAUAUGCAAUAUUGAUAACGCCCCAGCAUGAAGAACACAAUAGUAUAACAGUCAACAUAUUAUAUGGUCAACCAGCAGAGCACCGAAACAUGCCCGUGGAUGAUGCAAUAAUGUUGAUAUCAAAAGAUUUUCGCCAAAAAAUGGCUAACGACGUGAUGAAAAAAGCAUCAUUUGCUGCAUCUCUACCGAAGCCUAUGACUGGAGUAAAUAUGGGUAAUCCUAUGCAAGAAGAUCGUCAUCCCAGUGCUAUUCAAACGCUUUUAAAUUUACUUUCGGAUAAUAUGCCGCUUACUGUUCUUCAAUAUGAUAGAAUAAUAAAAUAUCUUCAAGAACGGCGAGAGCAUCAAGUAAAAAUAGAACUUGGCGAUGCUGCAGAUAUAGGAACAAAAGUGCCUGAUCCUGAAAUUGAAUUGCAAAAGAGAAUCCUAGAUAUAAUGAAUAAACCGUCGGUAGCUGAAACACAUUACAAGUUGUUAUAUCCCACGUUAGAAGCAGUCAGGUCAGAUUAUCGAGCUAUGGAUCUCUUGAAGGAUGUUCGCGUACAGAAGGCCCUUGAAACGUUAAUGGAUUCUAAUUUGGUAGGAACUGUAGAGAACUACAUGAAAUAUUAGUAUAAUAUAAGUUUAUUAUAUUUAACCAACUCAAUCGUAUUAUAACAACUUUGUAAAAUUAAAAUAACCAACUUAUGGCCAAGAGCGUUUUGCAUUAUAACCUUCA
Molecule: messenger RNA, 1282 nt
Organism: Bactrocera latifrons
Lineage: Eukaryota; Metazoa; Arthropoda; Insecta; Diptera; Tephritidae
Gene: Neos
Product: nuclear polyadenylated RNA-binding protein 3
Exons: 2
Coding region: 1-1176 (391 amino acids)
Molecular function (GO): RNA binding
Source: RefSeq, a predicted model, not a curated record